CCCUCCCCCAAAUUAGGAAAUGGGGAGGUCUGACCCAGAGGAGUGCCAGUCGCCAGCUUCGGUGAAGCCCCCAGAUGGUGGCUGGGGCUGGAUAGUGCUGCUGGGCUGCUUUGUGAUCACUGGCUUCUCCUACGCCUUUCCGAAGGCAGUGAGCGUCUACUUCAAGGAGCUCAUGCAUGACUUCCACGUGGGCUACAGCGACACAGCUUGGAUCUCAUCCAUCAUGCUGGCCAUGCUGUAUGGCACGGGGCCUGUGAGCAGCAUCAUGGUGAACCAGUUUGGGUGCCGGCCUGUGAUGCUUGUCGGUGGUCUCCUGGCGUCAUCCGGUAUGAUCCUAGCCUCCUUCACCACCAACAUUAUUGAGCUGUACCUGACCGCUGGCAUGCUGACAG
Messenger RNA from Chelonoidis abingdonii (Abingdon island giant tortoise), 392 nucleotides. RefSeq names its product monocarboxylate transporter 3-like. The record is from RefSeq and is a predicted model, not a curated record. Gene Ontology annotation, molecular function: monocarboxylic acid transmembrane transporter activity. Gene Ontology annotation, cellular component: basolateral plasma membrane. Lineage: Eukaryota; Metazoa; Chordata; Testudines; Testudinidae. Gene Ontology annotation, biological process: monocarboxylic acid transport.